AGGUACGGUUUUCUUAAUCAUACUGUGAUGGACGAGGGUUGCAAAAAGCAACUGGAGUCCCUGCAGCAGAGCCUAACUCACUGCAUUCCCCCAUUUUGUUUCCAAGUUGGGGCAGUUCUUGAACGGCGGAGAGAUGGAAUUCUUUAAGAAGAAGUGUCCCUUAGGCUGCAAAAAAGUGCCGGAGAAUGCCAGCAGUAUCCCUGAGGAGCAAGAACUGCGGAUCGUGCUCGUUGGAAAGACCGGCGUGGGGAAAAGCGCCACGGGGAACACCAUCCUGGGCGAAGAGAAGUUUGAGUCCAGGCUGACCCUGAAGCCGGUCACCCAGACGUGCAGCGGAGAGGUCCGCGCCCUCCGCUGGAACGGGAAGCAGGUGAUCGUCGUCGACACGCCGGGGCUCUUCGACGGCAGCCUGGAACGAUGCCAGCACGCCCAGGAGAGCCAGAAGUGCCUCUCGCUGUCCGGAGCGGGGCCCCACGCCCUGGUGUUUGUGACCCAGGUGGGCCAUUUCACCGAAGUGGAUGAAUGCGCCGUGAAGAGGGCGGAGGCGCUCUUUGGCAAGGACGCCGUGCGCAAGAUGGUGCUCCUGUUCACGCACAAGGAGGACCUGGGCAUGGAGAGCCUGAGCGCCCACGUGGCGCACUCGGGCAACGGCCCCCUGCAGGAGCUGCUCGGGAGGUGCCGCGGCCGCUGCUGCGCCUUCAACAACAAGGCCGCGGGGGACGAGCGGAUCGUCCAGGUGGGCGAGCUGCUCUCCCAGAUCGUGAAGAUGGUGCGGGAGAACCAGGAGGGCCCCCGCCCCAAGAGGGGUCCUGGAGAGGCCCCGGGCCCCGGCGAAGGGCCGGAGACGGCCAGCGGUUCCGCUGAGAAGGAAGAGCUGCGGAUCGUGCUUGUUGGGAAGACCGGGGUAGGGAAAAGCGCCAGCGGGAACAUGAUCCUGGGCGAGGAGAGGUUCGAGUCCAAGCUGGCCCUGACGCCGGUCACCAAGACGUGCUGCAAGCAGGCCCGGCCAGCCGGCUGGAACGGGAAGCGCGUGGUCGUCGUCGACACGCCGGGCCUUUCCGAGAGCAGCUUUGAGCGCCGGGAGGUGCAGAAGUGCCAGGCCCUGUGCGGGCCGGGUGCCCACGUGCUGGUGCUGGUGACGCGGGUGGGCCGCUUCACCGAGGAGGACCGGGCCACCCUGAAGGGCGUGGAGAGGGCCUUCGGCAAGGAGGCCACCCGGGGGAUGGUGGUCCUGUUCACCCACCGGGAGGACCUGGGCACAAGCAGCCUGAAGGCCAGCGUCGAGCAGGCGGGCAACGGCCCCCUCCAGGAGCUGCUCGGGAGGUGCCACCACCGCUGCUGCACCUUCAACAACCGGGCGACGGGCGAGGAGGCAGCCGCCCAGGUGGAGGAGCUGCUGUCCCGGGCGGAGGAGGCCCUGAAGGAGACCCGGGACAAGCCGCCGGCCAGGCGGUUUGCCAGGGGCGCUGCCGGGAAGGCGGCCAAGAGGGAGGGGUGCCGGAUCUGCACCGGGGUGCUGCUCUGCGAAAUGCUUCUGGGCCCAUAUUUACUUCCCCCUGCUUCCCGUAAGCGCAACACAGCUGUCCAGACCGGGCAGCGCUGUGCACGCAAGAGCGGGGCUGGACCUGGCGGGAUGCCGCAGGCGCCCCGGGCCAGCCAGACGCAUCCUGGGCCAAGAAAACCGCCGAGGGGCGCAUGGGCGGGAGAGGCUGCCGUGCGCGGAAGGACUCGCUUUGCGCAGGCUUUGGGCUUCGUAGUGCUGAGCGACACAGGAAGUGAACCAGAACUGAGGAUUCUUCUGAUUGGCAGAAUGGGAGCUGGGAAGAGCGCGACAGGAAACACCAUCCUGGGGUUUAAAGCAUUUGAGACCUGGGCCUCAGCCGGAUCAGUGACCAAAUCUAUUGAGAGGAAGGAGGGCGUCUUCGAGGGCAGGAAGCUGGUGGUGGUGGACACCCCUGGGGUCUUUGACACCUGUGGUAAGGUUGUUUACAACCACAGGAGCAUCCAGGAGAGCAUUGCUCUCCUCCCUCCUGGGCCCCACGCCAUCCUGCUGGUCAUCAAGUUAAGUGCCAUAGGUGAAGGGGAGCAAAAGUCAUUUGGGCACAUGAAAAGGCUCUUUCUCACUGAAGGAAGGCAUUUUCUCAUACUUCUCUUCACCCGAGGAGAUGAGCUAACAUUGGAUGAUUUAACUCUAGAUGAAUUCUUAGCAAAUGCAAGUGGAGAACUGAAGGAGCUGAUGGAUCUGUCUGGAGACCGAUUUGUUCGUUUCAACAACAGGGCUGAAGGAGAAGAAAGGGAAAAGCAGGUCAGGGACCUGAUUGAGCAGAUAAACCGCAGGAAGGUACUUAAUGGUAGAACACCGUGCUACACGCAGGAGCUGGCCUAUAGGGACAAGCCCUGGUGUUCAAUAUUGAGCCGCCCGCGAUCACGCACGUCUUCCCUGCACGAAGGCGGCUGCGAUCCCGGCCAUCUCCCCCGUCGGAACUGCGUCCGUGCAGGGAAGACGCAGAGGCGCUGGCGACAGAAGAACGUGCAGAACUCCAGGCACAAGGUCUUCCCCUCAACUGCAAACAGCAAAGAUAGGACAGUGGAGUUGCUGAACCGGCUUUUCAAGGGGUGCCCGCCAGCCCAGCGUUCGUUGUCCCGGCACUGCUGCCCGAUCAGUCCCCGCGACCAGCCCCCUGGAUCCUGUUCCCGGGUCUCGCACUGCGGAUCCAGCGCCUCUGUGAGGGACAUCCCUCCCAGAUCUUCUUUGCGGGUGAACAAGAUGAUCAUGUGUCUCCUGGCCUCAGUUCCAAACACCUUCUGGACUCGCCGUGCCGCCUCCCUGUCUUCGGCGGUGAAGCGGCCCACCUGGGUCACGAACAGCAGCGCGUGGGGGCCGGGCCGGGAGAGCUCCACGCAGCGCCGGAUCUGCGCCUCGACGGAGGCCUUGGAGUCCAGGAUAUCCGAUGUGUCGACCACCGAGACGCACCGGCUGUUCCAGCUUCCCUGCGCCUUCUGGCACUGCCGCGUGGUGGCCGUCGCCUGGAGCCUGGAGUCGAACUCCGCGCGGCCCAGGAGGGUGUUCCCCGUAGCGCUCUUGCCACCUCCGCUCUUCCCGACGAGGAUGAGCCUCAGCUCCGAUCCUCGGCCGUCCUCUGUGAAUUAUGAAGGAAGCAUCAGAGAAAAGGCCGGCCACCGCCAGGACGGGACAGGCAGCCGCAUGAAUCGCGACGGCGGCUCGAUGGUGCGUCGGUCCAUCCCCAAACUCCUCAGUUUCUCCACCGGGAUCUCCAUCAUGGGGCACUUGGCCAAGGCCUUGCUGAGCGCCCCUUCCGAGUUGCUUUACGGCUCGCUGCACGGAGGCACGACCGGAAGUGGCGUGCCCUCCGCCUCGCUCUCGGGGCCCUCGGGGUCCGUCCUGAGCCUGGCGAGCGCUGGCCGCGCAGGAGGGGAGGCCGAGGGUGCACGGAAGCGGUGCCUGGCCGCAGCAGCGCGCCGGACGGGCACGAGCAAAGCGGAGCCCAGUCCAGACAAGGCUGAAGCGCCGCUGGCGAGAGGUUCUUCCGGCCGGACGGCUGCGGUGGAUAACAUGUCACACAGUGAGUCUCCUGGGAGCGGUUGCAGCCUCAGCGAGUAUAUGCUGCGUGAAGCACACCUGUGGGAUGUGGGACUUCCCCCACAGAUGCCCCAGAAACACCUGCUGGUUCAGGUUAUCCAUGCGAACGGAUCGGGUGGCGUGCCUGGCUGGAGAGCCUCCACCGCGUCCCUUCUGGGGAGAUUCCAGAAUGGGCCGGGUGCUGAGUGUUUCCGGGGUUCCUCUCAUUUGCUGUCCUCCAUGCAAGAGACACAUCAGCCCCGGAUCACCAGCCCCUUCAGUGGCCAGGAAAGGAAGGGCUCCGCAGCUGGGGGCCACGACGUGGCGAGCUCUGCUCCAGACCGGCCACGGACGUCCCGUGAACUGAGAAUCGUCCUCAUUGGCAGGAUGGGAUCCGGGAAGAGUUCGACAGGGAACUGCAUUCUGGGCAGGGAUGUGUUCAGAUCAUCCUGCUUGGCUUCUUCGGUAACAGACUGCUGCCAGAAGGAGCACGCCUCUGUGCAGGGGCGGGAGGUGGAAGUUGUCGACACGCCCGGCUUCUGUGAAACAAGAAAUAAACUAACAUGUAUGAAGGAGCACAUGAAUUUGAGCAUCGCAUUUCUCCGGCCGGGACCCCACGUGAUACUCUGGGUAAUAAAGGUGGAACUCCUCUCACGGGAUAUCAUGGAAACUAUGCAGCAGGUGAAAAAGCUUUUCCAGAAAAGAGGAAGGUACCACCUGGUCGUUCUGUUCACAUUCACAGACUACUUGAAGGGCACGCCUCUGCAGGAGUUCAUAGACUCGGCAGGGAGAGAACUGAGGGACUUGCUGGCACUGGCCGAAGGGCGAUGUGUUGGCUUCAACAACUUGGCCGAAGAGCCGGAAAGGUCGCGCCAGGUCACGGAACUGUUUGGGGUGAUCGACGGCAUGCGGAGGAGUAACACGAACAUGCCGUACUAUUCGAAGGCGGCCCUCGAGGAGGACACCUCAUCCAGGGGGUCCUGCUCGCUGCUGUAGCAGACGGGCCCCGGAGCCCAGGGGGAGCGUGUCCGCAGUGAACCCAGCAGGCCGUGCAGCCGGGAGGCAGGCGGGCGAGGGGGCCUUUCCCCAGAAGUGCCGGCCGGCCGAGCUCCCGUGCGGAGGCGCCCCUGCCUGGCCAUCCGGCGGCUGCCCUGCCCUGAGAAGCACGCGGAGAGGAGGAGGUGCCUGAGCGCCCUCUGACCGGCUUCUGACUGCACCCCCAUUCGCGGUCACCUUCGUUUACCAAACGCAAAAUAAAAUUAAUCCAAAAUUA
Molecule: messenger RNA, 4853 nt
Organism: Varanus komodoensis (Komodo dragon)
Lineage: Eukaryota; Metazoa; Chordata; Lepidosauria; Squamata; Varanidae
Exons: 14
Coding region: 134-4576 (1480 amino acids)
Molecular function (GO): GTP binding
Source: RefSeq, a predicted model, not a curated record